AUGACCACCAUCGAAUCCACAAGGCUGCGACCAGCAAACCAGCCAAUACCGACAUCAACACCCCUAUCCAUCCUCGACGCAACAGUCGUGCGCUUUACUCCAACAGGAGCAAUUUGGAUUUUCAGCCAACAUAUAGACUUAGACCAGAAGACCUUGAUCGAGAAUUUGCGAACUUCCUUUAUUGAAACCAUAUCAAAAUUCCCUCAAUGGGCAGGCCAACUACAAUGGGCACUCGUCAACCCCAAAGGAAAUCACACCGAGCGAUUCAAUCGCCCAUUGAUUGUAUAUGGAACAGACACCGACCCUGGUGUUGAAUGGAUAGUAAUCGAGCAUCCCUUCCGAGCAGACGAAAUCGUCCCGACAGCGGAAGAACGGGCUUCAUCUUCAUCAACCACCGGCUCUCAACCCGGGGUAUGGGCAGGCGAUGACUUUAACCAAAAAUUAUUCCUACCAUCCAGCCCACUGGCACUGGCCAAUCUGCGCGACUAUGCCGGUCUGCCGGCAGUGCAAGUUCAAAUCACUCUUCUCCAGGAAGGGGGAUACGCCAUCGGAAUCCAGAUGGCGCACUGUCUAGCAGACGCACAGGCUUUAAUGGUAUUUGUCCAUUUAUGGGCAUAUAACAGCAAAAAGCAAUUUGGAAACCAACCCGAAUUACCAUUAAUGGGUGAGCCCGUGUUCGAUCCCGCAAUGCUGGACAGCUGCGCCGCGGGUGAGAUCGAUGGGCCCGAGCCCGAUCAAACCCUCGUACAAACCGCGCGAAAAUUACCCUUGCAUCGGUAUAGCUGGUGGAAUGUUGUCGAAGAGGGCGGCCCUGAAUUCUUAAUACCGACGACAGAGAACUCCAAACCGCCGCCCGCAGAAAUCGACCACAAACGAGUCUCGCCCUCAGAACCAGCGCCGUGGGCUUCGUGGGAUUUCUCCAAGAAAGUCAGAUACACACAGUUGCAUUUCACAGGCGAAGAGCUACGCAAAUUCCAAGCUAUGGCCCUCGAUACACCGGGCGGUCGAUGUGAUAUCUCUAGACUAGAUGCCUUACUCGCACACCUGUGGAUAGCCAUUACACGAGCACGCGGACAAGCCGAGUCUCCAAGACCCGUAUAUAUGAAUUUGAGCCUCGGCGCCCGACCGCGUGUUUCCCCGCUCUUCCUGAUACGUUCAUCGGAUCCCCGCUGUUCCUGA
Messenger RNA from Penicillium crustosum, 1179 nucleotides. RefSeq lists its product as uncharacterized. Gene Ontology annotation, molecular function: acyltransferase activity, transferring groups other than amino-acyl groups. NCBI's taxonomy places the organism in Eukaryota, Fungi, Ascomycota, Eurotiomycetes, Eurotiales, Aspergillaceae. The record is from RefSeq and is a predicted model, not a curated record. The transcript has a single exon. The coding region runs from base 1 to 1179 and encodes 392 amino acids.